Molecule: messenger RNA, 2007 nt
Organism: Triticum aestivum (bread wheat)
Lineage: Eukaryota; Viridiplantae; Streptophyta; Magnoliopsida; Poales; Poaceae
Product: katanin p80 WD40 repeat-containing subunit B1 homolog KTN80.3
Exons: 8
Coding region: 526-1674 (382 amino acids)
Biological process (GO): microtubule depolymerization
Cellular component (GO): katanin complex
Molecular function (GO): microtubule binding
Source: RefSeq, a predicted model, not a curated record
GCCGGCUUCUGGAGGCCGGCUAUGCUCCCGGCCGAGUAGGAAAAGCCGGGCCGCCUUCACGCCUCUCUCUGGCUGAAGGGGCCCGCGGUCCUUGGGCCGUUCAGGAGGGGGUCGUGGAUGACGUCGCGGCUGGCGUGGCUACAGUGCCUGGCCGCACGGGGGGACAUCCCCCCGUACGGCCUCCUGUAGCCGUGCCCGCCUCGGGCUUAGGGGGUCGUGGGCCGCACUGUGGCCGCACCCCGUCAUGUCGCCGUUAUGUAGGAGUGGUUGUGGUCUUGGCCGGCUUCUAGGAGUCGGCGUCCUUCUUGACCGGCUUCUUGGAGUCGGUGAGGCUGGGUCGCCUUCCGGGAGUCGGCUUUUAGAGGUAGCCGGCCGGGGAAGGCGGCCCAGAUGCUUGGAGUGCUUGAAGGCCCAAAGGCCUGAUAAUUUUUUUUAAGAGCCAGGGGUAGUCGGUUAGGCUACCCAUGGCCACUUACUCCGACAGCUAAUGUUCGCUUCAAAGUGGAUCUCUCUACAAGUGCCAGAAUGAUCCCUGGUAACUCACAUGCUUCUGCUGCUCCCACAUAUAUACCUAGGUCCAAUAUAUUUGCAUGUAGUAGUGAAGGAUCCACUUUCGUGCCUGGUAUUGUCCCAAGGCAUGUUUCUAAAGUGGAUGCUGGUUCCAAUCUCAGUGAAGCCGCCGCCGCCGCCAUAAAGCCUGAACAAUUACUAAAAGGUCAUCUGGCUGUGGAUCAUGACAAAGAUGUUCAUCGUUCCGUAUUUCAGUCAAAGCCAAUUACUUCAAAAACUCCACAAAGGAAAUUUAUAAGAGAAACAUCAAGUGAUGGGGACAUUAACUGUUUUGGGCCAUUGUGCACUGAAAGUGUUCAGUCUAACAAAGUUGAUAACUGGUAUGAUGUUUGUGGUUUCAAAGAAACAAAAUCAGCAGUUGGAAGGAAUCCACAAUUUGUGAAUGUUAACAGAACAGUAGUGUUUGGAUCGAGCCAACUGGUGGAAUCAAGUGAGAGCAGCAUAAUGCAAAAUCGAGGAACGGGACAUUUAUUUGCGAGUUACGAGAGAAGCGAGUACGCACCAACAUCAGAUGGCUUGAGACAAUCUUCAUUUGCUGGAGAACGCAGUGCAUCGGCUAAUGAUGACGAUCUUAUAGCUGACCUAAUGCAAAACCAUCAAGAAUUCAUUCAUGGCGUGAAGUCGCGGCUGACAAAACUAGAGCUUGUGUACCGCUGUUGGCAAAAUAAUGAUAUCAAGGGCUCUGUCAGUGCUAUGCGAAGAAUGUCGGAUCAUGCUGUUACUGCUGAUAUAAUUAAUGUUCUUAUUAUGGAAAAGAGUACCAAGUAUAUUACACUAGACAUUUGCACUUCUGUUUUACCUCUCGCCUCCAAUCUUCUUGAAAGCGGAUAUGACAGACAUUUGAACGUUGCCUUGGCGACGAUCCUUAAGCUUGUCAAAAGCUUCCGUGCAUCAAUCUUUUCUAUUUUGUCGUCUGCUCCACCAGUCGGUGUAGACCUCGAAGCAGAGCACUGGUUGGAACGCUGCAGUUCAUGCUUUCAAGAGCUGGAUAAGAUAAAUGCAAGUCUCAUCUCCUUGACAAGGCGAGAAGGCAAGGUUGGGAGAUCAGCACGGGAGCUGAGCCUCCUCCUUCAUGAUAUCUUCAAGACGCCAAGCAGUGUAUAAAUGUAGAAAUUUCACCCUUUUUCUUUUGUACAUGAAAUAUGUAGCGAUGUAGGAUUAACAGCUACGGCGACAGAAGAAGUAUACGGGAAGUAGACACAAGUUGGGCAAAAUGCAUAGCAUUUUCUGAUAGAGAUACGCAACAUCCAGUUUGAGGUUAACUGGCUGAAGAGCAGCUGCUGCAGAGUGGUAGCAUAUAGGAAACCAAACCUUGACUGUUCUUUUUAUUUCUUGCUCCUUGCCUCUCCGACUCUGGAUCAAUGAACAACUGUAUAUGACACCUUCAGUUCUGCAUCUAUGUUGACAGUGCAUACAGUGAAAAAAGUAUGAAGAAGA